Blepharisma stoltei is the source of this 794-nucleotide messenger RNA. Lineage: Eukaryota; Ciliophora; Heterotrichea; Heterotrichida; Blepharismidae. The record is from the annotation of a GenBank genome assembly.
AUGGGUUGCGGACAGGCAUCGAAAAAUAUAAUAGCUCCAGUUUCAUACACAGUAACACCAGUUGCUUUAACAAGCCAAGAGGCUCAAGUAGAAGUCAAAGUUGCUACAAUUAUCGCUGAUCAAGAAGAAAAGAAAGGAAGUGCUAGCCUUAUUCUUGAUCAAGCUGAAGCUUUAAAACUUAAUAACGAUAUAUAUGAUACAUUACAUUACAUUAGAAUUUAUAUCGCUUAACGUCCACUACGGGGUUACAACUCCAGGUUUAUCACUCGCCUUUCGUCGCAUCGGGCCCACCAGUCUGCUGGAGACAAACUCGCUUCGAUCACCAGGGUGCUUCCAGGGCAAAUGUCCACGUCUUCGACGGCUCAUGGAUGAGCUACUUGCUUGUACAUGGGUUGCUUUUCCGAAAAACCCAAAAAAUGGAUUUUUCUGGUCGGCUAUCGGCAAAAAGGAAAAAUGCAAAGCCUGGGAAGUAACGCCCAGUUUCACGCUAGGGAGUUGCCCGAAUGGUCCAGAGGACUUUGCUGGGCUUCCCCUUUCCAACCUUGCACCCUCCUUCCCCACGAGGAAAAAAUCCACCCCUGAGAAUAGACUUGGGCUAGGCUCUGAAAGCUACCAGAAUUGCUUACCUAGCAUUGCUGUCCCAUCUCUGAAAUGGUAAAACCUUGCCGGAUAUAAUUAAAAUAUGAGUCGAGGCUGCAUGGCCGGGAGGCCAUGCCCAGACGAAGACGCCAUAUUUUAAUUAUGAUAUAUAUGAUUCAAUCGUUGAUAAACUUAUAGAAGACUUGAAACUUUAA